CCACUGGAUUUAUUUACGUUUGAUGACGUUUGACACGUCACUUUUAGGUUAUUCAGCAAUUUGUUAUAUUGAAUGGGAGUGUAAAGUUUAUAUAAAAUAUUAAGGAAAAACGUUCCAGUUUAGCUGUAAACAUGUUCAAAAAACUGAAAGAGAAGAUUACUGAAGAAGUGAAGAGCAGUCCUCAGAGGUUUCAACAAUUGACUCAAAGUGUUAGUGACAAAUUACAAGGAACCAGUGCCCCUGAGGAAAAUAUGUUUUCGAUUGGAGAAGAUGCAGAUGAAAAUGCUUCAGCUAUGCGUACAGAUCAAGGGUUCUCUAGUGUUAAUCUUGUUUCACCCUCUUCUGAAGGCAGAAGCAGAAGACUCUCCAACUCUUCUAUGGCCAGUGAUGUAUCUUUUCUUCCUAGAUAUGAGCCGAGUAGUUCAUACCAUUUGCAGUCAGACUUAGAUGCUUCGGCAAGUGAGCUGGAGGACAAUGUUUCCCAGGCAUCAUCACAGUUGGGUCAUGUUUCAAAGGAACAGGUUUAUGCGGCAUACCAGAAAUCCCAAAUGCGAUAUCAUAAAUACCGGGGCCGAUAUACGGAUUUAGCGCGACAUUACAAGGAGCUUGAAAGGGAAAAUGCCAAAAUGAAGUCGGUGCUUGGGGAAACGCAAGAUAAGGCAAUUCGUAGAGUGACCGAGUUAAAAGAACAGUGCACGUUGGAACAGAAAGCGAAAGCACAUCUCGAAAGUGCGUUACGCGACGAAUUAGAUGAAAGACAAAUGAAAAUCCAGUCGUUACAAACAAAAAUUGAACUGCUGCAACAGGAACAGAACUACACUGACGGUCUAGUUGAGGUUGAUCAAAAAGAGACCGCAAUAGGUAUUGAUUCUGAUAAACUGGAACAACUUACCAAAUAUUUAAACGAUGCCAGAAGCGAGAUAGAGGCCCUAAACAGUAAAAUACAAGAGCAUAAAGCGAGCGCGAUCAUUUUCCAAACCAAGGAACAAGAAUAUCGGAACAAAAUCUCCUCUUUGGAGCAGGAUAUUUUGAAUUUUUCUGAACGGGAAAAAGAAAACAAUAUAAAACUGGCGGAAAACAAAAUGGAACUCCACAACGAACUAAUCAGUAAGGACUCGGAAAUCAGCAGACUGAAGAAUGAAAUCGAGUCACUAAAAACGGCCAUCAACGCUCCAGAUAAAGAGUAUAAAUCAGCGAAAGUUGAAAACUUACAAAGUCAAAACAUUAAACUCACGGAUAAAUUGGAAGGCUUCACUCAAAAGUGCAACGAAUUGGAAACUAAAUUACGAGAACUGGAAAAGUACCAAAGCGAAAACAAAGAGCUGACGGAGAAAAACGCAGAACUAAAUCAAAGAAUCUCAGCCGCGGAAAAUAAAGCUGAAGCCCGACUGAAAAAUGUUUUAGAUGAGAACAUGCAGCUGCAAACUGUGAUUGAUGCUCUCAAACUUGGCUUGAACACUUGCCAGGAUAAUUUGAAAAGGAUAACUGAGGAAAAGCAAAAUCUAAUAGAUCUGGUACAAAAUGAAAAGCUAAAUUAUGAAAACCAAAUCCAGCAUCUACGAGAUAGUGCCAAAAAGGGUCUCUUUAGUCUGGAAACGCGAAUUUCGGACAGAGUUAAGCAGCAGUUCGAAGAAAAAGAAGCGAUGCUGAAAUCGCAAUUUGAUCAAAAACUUAAGGAAAUAUCAGCUAGCAAUCAAACGGCAGCUGAAAUUCAUUUGCAGCUUCUGGAGAAAGACGCUGUCAUCACAGAUAUUUCCAAAGAGAUAGCUUUUCAUAAAGAUAAAUUGACCGAAAAAAGCAAUCAAUAUAAAGAGCUGGAAUCUAAUCAUCUGGAGCUGAUUGAAGAGAGCAGUCACUUAAGGGCUAUGCUCAGUAACCUAGAACGACAAAUAUCCGAAACUGCUAACGAGAACAACAUGAAUUAUGAGGAGAAUAUUGGACGCUUGCAAAACACCAUCAAAUCCCAACAAGAGCAAUUGGAGCACUUAGAAACAAUGUGCACAGAAAAAGAAGACCUGAUAGUGAAGCUCACCAAAGACAACGUGAAACUUGAAGCUUCCAAUUCAGAACUGUACACAAAAUUCAAAUUAUUAAUAGAAAAGGAAGAAGCUUCCGGUAUGGAGGUAACAGAAAACAACUUAAUGGAAUUGAAGGUCCAAGCUCUAGAAGAAGAGAAGAGGGUGCUUUUGGACAGUUUUGAAAUGGAGCGAAAGCUCUAUAACAAAGUGUUCGAGGAACACAACGACAUCAAAGUUAAGGAAAUCGAGAUCUCCGAAUUGGAGGAACGGAAUAAUAAAUUAGAUGAAAACAUUGUACGUUUGAAAGGUUUUCUCAACGACAAGGAACAUACUAUUGUGGAGUUGAAUAAGAUUAAACUGGGCCUAGAGCAAGAACUAACAAAAGCCCAGGAACUAACUCGUAUUAAAGAAGAACGCAAUGAAGUAGUUGAACUCGACAAAACCGAGUGCAAUCUCUUGCAAAUAAAAGUGCAACAACUUCAAAACGAAAAGGAAAACCUGUUAAAGUCGAUGAACGCCAAUUAUUUCCAAACGAGCAACGAAAAUAUGUCGCCAAACUAUAAAGAAGACAUUAUGGACGAAAAUGUAGAGCUGGCCAAAGAGAAUCUUCAGCUGAAGCAAGUCAAGGAUGAAUUAAUGGGGAAAGUUCGCAUUAUUGAGGAGCGAGACCAAGUAGUUGAAAUGGAAUCAUCAGAAUGCAACCUACUCAAGCUAAAACUUCAAGAACUUGAAAAGGAAAAAAAAGAACUUGAAAAGAGUUUCGAAAUGGAACGACAGUUGUUUAAUAAAGUUUUAGUCGAACAUAAAGAGCUGAAGGUUAAAGAAGAACUAAUCACAGAUCUGGAAGGCAGUAACGUACAUUUGUCCGAAAAAAUCGCCAAAUUAAAACACUACUUAAAGGAAAAAGAAGAAACUAUAGUCAAGCUGCAGAAGGCCAAUUUGGAAUUGGAACAAGAAAUUACCAAACUCAAGGAGUCACGUCAAAUUAGAGAUGAGCAAAUAGACUCGGUGCAAAUCGAGAAAACCGAGUGUGACUUGUUGGAGAUGAAAUUAAAGUCACUGCAAGAGGAGAAUCAAAAUAUGUUGAAUUCAUUUGAAAUGGAAAGGACCACCUACGAAUCGGCUUUAACCAAAGGCACGCACCUAGAGAAUCAAAUCGAUGACCUGAAUAAGCAAAUACUCCAAUUGAAGCAAGAUAAAGAAUCUUUGGAGGAUAGUUACAGAAUAGAGAAAGACGAUUUAAUGCAGUCUUUUGAACUAGAGAGGAAAAAUUUCGAACUCAUUGACACUGAACUGCGACGAAUGAGCCAAGAAAAUCAUACACUGAAGGACGACAAAGAAAACCUCAACUCCAAGCUAAAAGAGGAAACUUUGUUACUAGAAAAACAAAUAAAUGUCCUCAAGGAGGAGACUGAAAAAUUGCAGAGCGAUAAUGAAAAUCUCAAAAAGGAAAUUGAUGUUCGUCAAAAGAAACUAGAAAACCUUAGCAAAACAGUGACUCAAUUAAAUAAAGAUCUAGAACACAAGGAAGAUAAAUACAAAACGAUGCUGGAAACACUGAACACAGAAAAGUCAGAAAAGAAGGCGGCAAUUACGAAGUUAAAAGCCAUUCAGGCGGAACUAGACAAAAGUAAUGCGGAAAUCGGCGAGAUUAAAAAAUCUCUAGAAACUGUAGAUAAGCUGUACAAUGCAGCUAAAAGCAAACAAUCCGAUGACGGUCAUUUGCUAGAGGAGACCAGACGAAAACUGACCGAAACUAGGAAUGACAAAAUAAAGCUUGAUAAGGAGCUAAAAAAGAAGACAGAUGAAUUCCACUUUAAAGCGAAAGAGAUGAACGUGAUUGAGCAGCAAUUUAAUCUUGCAACUCGGGAUAAUAAGCAACUGAGGGAUAAAAUCGAUGAAAUCACAGCGGAAUGCAAUAAUCUCCGGCCCCUACUGCCUAAACUCAAAGAACUGGAGCAAGUGAAGAAGCAAAAUGAGACGUUACAAAAGGAAUGUGAUAAACAGCGCCAAGAUAUCUCGGAACUGAAAGUUAGGAUCAGUCAGUUAUCGUCUGAUAAUCGAAACGUGAACGAAGACCAUGAUAAAUUGGCUGCUGAAAUUGAAGAGUACAAGUUAAAAUGCGAAUCCCUUCAAAAUGAAAAAGGAACGGUUGAAGGAAAAUAUACCGAACUGGAGCGAGAACGCGAUAGUUUACGGGUUGCAGUUACAGACUUAACCGAUAAAUUGGAGCAAAAUCGACGGCAAAUUGAAAACCAUUCCAGUUCUGCUCCUGCGACAAACAAUCCGGAUUUAAUGGAAAUUCAAAAAGACUUUUUUGACCUUAAACAGAAAUUCGAUCAGUUGCAUUCGGAGAAUAACAGUAUGAAAGCUGAGUAUUCGAAACUGGAGGAGCAAUGUAGAGAUUUCACGAAAAGUAAGAAAGAUCUAGAAACGCAAAUAUCUGAGCUAGAACGACACUACACCGAGGUGUUGCAUGAAAAGCAGCUUUUGCAGGAUGAAAUUUUAGAAUUGAAAAUUGCCCCAAUUAAUAGGAGCAGCAGUAAAUUAGAUAAACUAGCCAUAGUCCAACAGGAAAAAUCGGUCUUGUCGGCAGGGAACCGAUCGGGUAUCCCAGAUGACCAAUUGCUAAAGGAAAACGAAACGUUAAAAGAUAAGUUAAUCCAGUACAAGUCCUUGGAUAUUACGAACAAAAGCUCGAUCGAAUUCUAUGAAAAUGAGCUAGAAAAAGUGAAAAAUCAAAAUGAAAAACUCAAUAGGAAAUUAGACGAGACUCUAGUGACUCUGAACCAUUGCGCCGAUUUAUCUAGUUCUACGGAAAUAGAAUAUUUGAAGAACGUUUUGUACAAUUACAUGCUGGGAAAGGAGAGCAUGGUUUUAGCAAGAGUAAUAGCUGCCGUUUGUAAGUUCGAUCCCAAUCAGACUGAAGCUGUUUUGCAAAAGGAGCAGCAAAAACAGACCAUAUUCGGUCAACUAGGAAUUCUAUAGCAUACGGAUGGUGUUGCUACUGUAGAGCAGAGGUAAUAAUCGCAAUGUAAUUUCAACGAUUCUAACGUGAAAGUUCCAACAUACUUGAGAUUGAUUCCAUGAAGGUGUCGGCAGUUUUCAGCGGCACAAAACUGAUGAAAAGCUUUACUUAAUAAACGUAAAAUCAAUCUAAAGGUAGUGAGAGGGAAAUUAAGUAGUAAGUUAUGACUAAUAACUGCAUAUUAAAGUUAUCUCACCAAAAUUGGACUUUCGAUUGUAUGAGAACAUGCUUGUAUAGUUGAUUGGGCCAAAUUUAGAAUAAUAGAGAAUUCACGUUUUAUCAUAAUACUCUUGUGACUAAAGUAUUUGCAAUUAAAGUAUUUUUUUAUGAGACUCAGUUAUGCACUUGGUUGGAGUUUUAAACAACUAAAUAUUCUGAGCCAUCAAAUAAGGAAAAAUAGACACAAUUGCAUUUUAAGUAGGUAUUUGCAAUGUCCCCGUUUUCGUAACACAAAAUAUGGUAUUUAAACUUCUUCUACCUAGAUAAAGCUUCUCAUAGUCUAACUUAUAGAUUUUAUAUGCAAUAUUGUAGACUAAAUAUUCGACGCAUGGUGUAUUAGCUCCAAAGCCCUUAAAGGCAAGAAUCUUAUAUUAUAUUAAUAACUGUCUUGUUUUAUCUUCCACAUAAAUUUAACGAACAACAGGUGUUUGAGUGUUAAUUGGUUUAUUCACAUUUUAAAUAAUUGAUGUUGUGAUAUUUAUUACUUUAAUUUUGCAUUCCAUUGUUGGCAGUAUUUAAUAAUUUCUCUUAAUGAGGAUUUACAUUUUUUACAUAUUCAUUUUAUCUUCUGCCUAUAAAUAUUUCAUACAUGUACUUUUGUUAGUCAUCUUUAUAAUAUUGUUAUGUAUUCUGUUAAAAUAAAUAAUAUUUUUUAAAA
Molecule: messenger RNA, 5923 nt
Organism: Dendroctonus ponderosae (mountain pine beetle)
Lineage: Eukaryota; Metazoa; Arthropoda; Insecta; Coleoptera; Curculionidae
Gene: Golgin245
Product: golgin subfamily A member 4
Exons: 19
Coding region: 132-5006 (1624 amino acids)
Biological process (GO): Golgi vesicle transport
Cellular component (GO): Golgi apparatus
Molecular function (GO): small GTPase binding
Source: RefSeq, a predicted model, not a curated record